Molecule: messenger RNA, 490 nt
Organism: Rotaria sordida
Lineage: Eukaryota; Metazoa; Rotifera; Eurotatoria; Philodinida; Philodinidae
Source: the annotation of a GenBank genome assembly
AUGGUUCUCUUCCUUAUACAUGCUGUUGAUGAAGGCAAGACUAUAGAUCACAACUAUUAUAUAGAGAAUUGCCUCAAGCCUGUUAUCAAAGAAAUAUGGAAACAAAGAAAGUCAAAUGGUACAAAAGGUAUAAAAUUGCUUCACGACAAUGCUCGACCUCAUCGUCAUUCCGAUAUUAUUGAUUAUUCAACAGAAGAAGGUAUCAAUAUAAUGCCGUAUCCACCAUAUUCAUCUGACCUUGCACCGUGUGAUUAUUGGCUAAAUGAUUACAUCAAACGAAAUUUAACUGAUCAACCAAAUGAAAAAUCAUUGGUUCGUGCGGUUUCCAAGAUAAUAAAAAAUAUUCCAGGAGAAGAAUUAAAAAAAAGCUUCUAACAAACUAUUAGAAAGGAUGGAACUUUGUUUAAAUAACCAUGGUGCCUAUUUUGAACAUUUAAUAAAAUAAAACCUGAACUUUCUCUUUCUUUUUAUAUUUUUUUAAAAAUUGCAG